Capronia epimyces CBS 606.96 is the source of this 1941-nucleotide messenger RNA. RefSeq lists its product as uncharacterized. NCBI's taxonomy places the organism in Eukaryota, Fungi, Ascomycota, Eurotiomycetes, Chaetothyriales, Herpotrichiellaceae. Gene Ontology annotation, molecular function: carotenoid dioxygenase activity. Gene Ontology annotation, biological process: carotene catabolic process. The record is from RefSeq and is a predicted model, not a curated record. Bases 1 to 1941 code for a protein of 646 amino acids. The transcript has a single exon.
AUGCGUAUUUUGCACCCUCGGACGCGCCAGAGAAACCAGCCACAUCCGUAUCUCAGCGGCAACUUUGCUCCUGUGCGCCAGACCCAACCAUUGACGCCUUGCAAAUAUUCAGGCACAAUCCCCGAAGAGCUUCACGGGGGCGAGUAUGUGCGCAACGGCGGCAACCCUGUGCUGAAUGAGGACCUUGGCCGAGAUGCCCAUUGGUUUGACGGCGACGGAAUGCUAAGUGGUGUGGCAUUCACAAGGACCGCGGACGGAGUGCGGCCCGAGUUCGUCAAUCAAUAUGUUCUUACUGACGUUUUUCUCUUUGGCAUCUCCUGCAACUACCUUCAGACGCCUGUUCUACCUAGUAUAGCUACCCUCGUCGAUCCUCUUUCAUCAUUCUACAACAUUGUCCUCCUCGUUUUGCGAACCAUAUUACUCGUACUACUAUCUCGGCUACAAGGUUCAAUACAAGCCAUCAAGAAAAUUAGCGUCGCAAAUACUGGCAUAAUAUUUCAUGAUGGACGCGCACUUGCCACUUGCGAAUCAGGACCCCCCAUGCGCGUCGCCCUUCCCGGGCUUGAGACGAUUGGCUGGUACAACGGAAAGAAAGCUGAAGGGGAGCUUGGGGGCGAAGAUGGCCCCGGAUUUGGAGGUAAAGGUCUGCUAGGAUUCAUGAAAGAAUGGACCACCGCACAUCCCCGAGUCGAUCCAAGGACGGGAGAGCUGGUACUCUUUCACUCGACCUUUACACCUCCAUAUGUGCACUAUUCAGUAAUACCUACAGCCCACCCGUCUACUCUCCCCUCCACAACAGGCGACGCGCAAACUAGGAUUCUCAGCGUCCCUGUUCCAGGCAUCACGUCAGCCAAGAUGAUGCACGACUUUGGUGUUUCUUUACACUACACGGUCAUCAUGGACCUCCCUUUAUCCCUGGAUCCCUUAAACCUUGCAAAGAAUAGACCUGUGGUGGACUACAAUCCAUCAUGUACGUCUCGUUUUGGCAUCUUUCCCAGAUAUCGGCCUCAACAGAUACGGUGGUUCGAGACGGAUGCAUGUUGUAUUUUCCAUACUGCGAAUACUUGGGCCGAACAAUUGACAGACAAAACGGCAGGCCAGGUCAGGACCACCGUUGUCAACAUGCUGGUAUGUCGAUUAAUUUCAGCUUCGCUGGUCUUUUCUGCUGGCGACGUAGCCGUACCCUGUUCAUCCUCUAUCGACACCGAACAUAGAGAAGAUCAGUGCCGCCUAUACUUCUACCAGUUUUCUCUCACCGAGCCAACCCGCAACAUUAUCAAUCAUCAGUUUGCCUUAAGCGCAAUCUCAUUUGAGUUCCCGAGCACGCGGGAGGACAGAGCAAUGAGUGAGGCCAAAUAUAUCUAUGGAUGCUCAAGCUCUGAAGGCUCUUUCAGUGCUGCUCUGGGCCGAGCAGUCAAAAUUGAUUGUCUCGUCAAGAUCGAUGCCGAGAUACUAAUCAAAAGAGGCACGAAAGAUCCCACGGUGCUGCCCGUCACCGGAUGCGUCGACUUGCGUUCCGUCGAAGAAAUCCUUGCCACGAAAGACCGACACGAUCCGAUAUCCAUCUUUCGCAUGCCUUCAGGAUACUAUGCCCAGGAGCCGCGAUUUGUCCCUAGACACAAUAGCAUGAUUGAGGAUGACGGCUGGCUGUUGACAUAUGUCUUUGAUGAAUCUCAGCUUGACUCACGGGGCGAUUGUCGAUCAGACGCCGUGAGCGAAUUAUGGAUCAUCGACGCAAAGGAUAUGAAAACCGUUGUUGGGCGUGUUUACCUGAUGCAUCGGGUGAGCUACGGACUCCACGGCAGCUUCUUCAACGAAGAGCAAGUCAAAUCUCAGCGAGUCAUUGAGACCGUUAGGGUUCUGGAUGCAAAAACUCACUCACAACCGCGCAAUGGCCGGUGGCUUGCUGUGAGGGAAAGGCUCGAGAGAUUCUUGGGAUAA